Xyrauchen texanus (razorback sucker) is the source of this 1781-nucleotide messenger RNA. RefSeq names its product serine/arginine-rich splicing factor 2-like. The record is from RefSeq and is a predicted model, not a curated record. Gene Ontology annotation, molecular function: RNA binding. The coding region runs from base 146 to 808 and encodes 220 amino acids. The transcript is spliced from 3 exons. Lineage: Eukaryota; Metazoa; Chordata; Actinopteri; Cypriniformes; Catostomidae.
GCGUGAACUGAAGCCCGGAGCGCGCGAGAGCUCAUUGUGUGUUAGCGUGAGCCACGACAACUCGUGUUUGUUUCAUCGUUUGAUUGCUUCUUUGUCGAUCUCAAGCAACGUGAAUCAUAUCAGUUUGUUGGAUACACAAUUAGAAAUGAGCUACGGUAGGCCUCCGCCCGACGUUGAGGGCAUGACUUCGCUAAAGGUGGAUAAUUUAACGUAUCGCACGUCGCCGGAGACGCUGCGGCGCGUGUUUGAAAAGUACGGCCGAGUCGGGGACGUUUAUAUUCCGCGAGACCGAUACACGAAAGAGAGCAGAGGCUUCGCCUUUGUGCGUUUUCACGACAAGAGGGAUGCCGAAGAUGCGAUGGACGCAAUGGAUGGAGCGGUUCUGGAAGGACGAGAGCUCCGGGUCCAAAUGGCCCGCUACGACAGGCCGCCGGACUCGUAUUACGGUGGACGCCGGGGUGGGGGACCCGGUAGAAGACAUGGCCACGGACACGGCCGUCGCAGUCGAAGCCCCAGACGUCGGAGACGCAGCCGGUCCAGAAGCAGGAGCCGCUCUCGUUCCCGGAGCCGCUCCCGUUACAGCAGAUCGAGGUCACGCUCCUACUCUCGCUCCAAGUCUCACUCCAAGUCAAAUACGCCCCGUAAGAAGAAGUCCAAGUCACCCUCCAGGUCUAGGUCCCGUUCAAGAUCCAAAUCCAGGUCUCGUUCCAGAAGCCGCACACCUGCUUCAAACAGAGUGUCGAAGUCUAGGUCAAGGUCUAAAAGCCAACCUAAGUCUCCAGGAGAGGAAAGACCCACAUCACCCUAACUUUUCAGAAGUCUUCCUUAUCAUUGAACGAUCCCAAACGUGCGACCUUGGUUGGAGCAUGAAGAACCUUGGAUUGAACAUCCAGAAAUCUACACAAUGGCUACAUGAGCCAACAGAUCAUUAUGACUGAUUGGCAUUAUUGAAAUGUUUCAUAGUUAAAGCCCUUUAUUCUUUCAAAACACUGUCCCUAUUUUCAGUGAGGUUGUGUGUCCUUUUUAAUUCGUUGGGUAGGAUGAGCAUCACAAUUCUAUUGGCCUUAAAGGUAAACCUGUCUCUGCAGUGGUUUUGAGGGGGUUAGUUGCCCCUCUUGUGUAACAUUUUGCUAGACACUGUACAGAAAUCAAUAUAGCUUGGCUUUUGUGUUGUUAAAUCCGCAAAUUUUUAAGAUGAUUAUUCUUUAGUGUGCUUUAUUUUGCAGUAAUUUUGGGAGUACGUAUAGCCUGGGUUCUGACCACAAUAUGUAAAACACCAGUUUUUGUAUUUCUUUUUUUUCAUUAUAUUUGGUUUGUGAUAUUUGGAUUCUAACCCCAUGUCUUGUGUAUUUUUUGUGCACUAGGCGCAGUUGUCUAGCUGUUGAGUAUUGCUGGUUAGCUGUUAAGAUCUGGUGUUGCAGUGUGGCCGAGGUCAAACAGCAUCUGCAAUUACAUUUUUGGUGGUAUAAUCGCUGUCGUUCAUAUACAUAAUUUGUUUUUUUUUUUCACAAUUUGGAAAGGUUGAAGUAUCUUAACUUGGUGAUAAAGAAAUUAAAGUAUGCUGAUAAACUUUGUCAGUUUGUUUUUGUUGUCAUUUGAUCAAUAAAUUACUUUUGUCCUAGUAUCAAAGUAAAAUGUGUGCUUUUUCAUGUCUCUUUAAACAUACAAAACCAUUAAAAUUCAACAUGAAAAUGACUGUAUUUGUAGCCCAUUUUACUUGCAUAAUCUGUAUUUCCUAGUGAAAUGGGAUAUUCAUCUGAAAGAAAUGCAUGCGUGGGACU